GGAAGAUACCCCCGCCCACACAAAGACACCCACCAAUGUCGACACUUCAGGAUGAAAACAAUCAGCUGAGGAAGGAAAUUUUGUCACGUCAUUUGCUCCCUUAUUUAACGCCUCAGAAACAUGUGGAGCUUUGAAGGAGACUACCGUCGUAAGCCACAACAGAGGCUCGGGGGAGCCAGUCGGGCCAGGAACAUAGAGCGGUCGGACCUUCUGAGCCAGUUGAAGUCCGACAGAGAGGAACGUGAGAGACAACGGAGGAGAGAAGCAGCAACACUCACAAUCCAGUCAUGGACACGGGGGAUGCUGAGCCGAAGGAAGACCAAGCAGGAGUUGCGACAGCAGUGUGAUAGUGUGCUAGCCCAAGCCAAGUCUCAGGGAAUUACUGAACCUGCAGCCAGAAAAUUGAUAGCUUUACUGAUUAGAAUAUAUAAUGCAAAGGAAGACAGUGAGAGAUUGCUCCAGACCUGCCAGCUGGUGGUGGUGGAGCAUCAGCGACUGUCGGGCUGGGUCUGCGCUUCCUUCCAUCAGUGGAUGUACCUUCUGCCCAGACUUGCGAACAUGGCGUUGGUCUCUGUCACGAGCUCACAUGACGGACAGUCUGCCAUGCCACAUGCAUCUCCAUUGAGACUCCUGCAGAUACUUAUGUCUCCUGACAGUUGGAAGACAAAGCUAUCAGAAAGCAACCAGCAGAUCUUCCUACUAUCACUGUAUUCGUAUUUAAUUAGUAAAGAUUAUUAUCACCAAGUGGUCCACUUGAUGGUGACGCGUGUCCCUGAUAUUUAUGAGCCCUCGCCCAUAGCCCCCACAGCACUUGCAGAUGCACUCUUGCAGCUGCUUUUGUCUCCAGUGUCCUUUGCUUUAUCACUAGAUGAAUCAACGUUAUUGUCUUCUGUGAUAGACGAACUCUGCCAGGAAAUCUUUGGCAAAGCCUCCCACACCCAGAUUUCCAACUAUGUCAUUCCCUGCCUGGCCUCAAGAGAGAACUUCAAGCUGCCCGUGGACAAGAUUGUAGCCGUCUUGGGCAGUCGAUCGUCCAAGUUCCUGAAGGCUUGUCCAGCUCCGCCUUUGCUCUAUUCCCUACUCAUGCUUGUUCGGUCAAAUGCUGACUUCUCCGAUUCACACGCACUGUGCGAUUACCUUCAAGCCAUAAGUGAUUUAUUAGGGGGAACAACAACCUAUCUCCUCAGCGAAGUGAAUGACGUUGACUCUGACUCAGAUGACGAUGACACGAUGGAUUCAACAGAAGCCAUAGAUCCAGUAUUACGCAAGCUUGCAGAGGAGUGUGUGGCCAUAGUCAACAGUACAGAGCAUGUUGGAUGGCUGUUGAGUCAUGUGGAACGGCAGGUCUCUCCGGAGGUGUUGCUCCAUUUCUCAAGGUUAACCCAUCAUCUUCUGACGGCACCAUCGCUGCAGCUUCACCAGUGCAGGUUGUUGUAUAGUGUGGUCGCCCGGCGUCAACUUUUGAGGUCCAUGUGGGUGGUUCUCUCUGGCCUUCAGCAGGGAGCACCCCUGCCUGGAAAUGCAAACACUACCACAUGGACAUUUGGUGUUCGAGGAGCUCCCUUGUUGCAAGUGUUGGCACGAGGUACCCCCUUGGCUGCACAUGAACGUGACACUCUCAUUCCACUGCUUUCCACAUUCUGUGCCACUCUGACUGCUGUUCUGUCCACUCUCCAUGAUUCUGAGUUUCUUGGCGACCAAGACGAGACAGGUGAGCAGCGAUUUCCCAAAACGACAGAUAACCACUUCCCCUUCACUGUGGAGGAGCUUAUUAAGAUGUCAGCAAGCCUCAGGGACGUGUGCGUUGGGCUGGUGGAACUUGCCCAUCCAGACGUGAGAAUGUCUGCCAUGACAGACACGUCUUACAAAACCAUGUGGGCGCAUUGCUUUAAGGUGUGCGUGGGAGUGGUCCGUCAAAUACACUUAAGAGAUACCAGACGUAUGUUCUGUCCAAAAGGACAUUGGCUGAGUACACGCGUGUCACUGCCUCUUGGGAACUGCCAGACAGUGUCCUUUGUACCACGCACAAGUCGAAGGCAAAGAAGAUUGUUCAUGCCCCAGAGAUGGCUCACUAGAGAUGAAUUAGAGACCGAAGGCCCACCGCUCUCCAUAACCGAGCAGCGCAGAGCAACCAUCCUCCAGGAACUCCCGUUUGUGAUCCCUUUUGAGUCUCGAACGCAGGUCUUCAGCAACCUGGUAGCUGAUAACAGGAGCAGGAGCCAAAUGAGGGCAGAAUUCAAUGAAGGACCUAUGAUUAAUGUGACCAUUAGAAGAACACAUAUCUAUGAAGAUGCCUUUGAAAAGUUAUCACCAAGCAAUGAACCAGAUUUGCACCUACGAAUGAGAGUCCGACUCAUGAAUGCUGUUGGUUUGGACGAGGUGGGCAUUGACGGUGGUGGCAUUUUUCGAGAAUUUUUGUCCGAGCUCCUGAAGACGGCCUUUGACCCGACUCGAGGAUUUUUCCUUUUAACACGAGAAAAUACUCUCUACCCCAAUCCAGGAUCACAUCUCAUAGCUGAAGAUUAUCAGACUCAUUAUUACUUCAUUGGUAGGAUGUUAGGAAAGGCUCUUUACGAAAAUCUCUUAGUUGAAGUUCCACUAGCAGGGUUCUUUGUCUCUAAAAUUUUGGGGAGAUCCUCAUCAUCAGUAGAAUUCCAUCACCUGGACUCCCUCGACCCAGAACUCUGUCGAAACCUCUUGUACCUGAAGACUUAUGAAGGGGAUGUCCAGGACCUCGGGCUGGAUUUCACGGUUCUCAACUCUGAUCUAGGACAAAAUACUAUUGAAGAGUUAAUUCCAAAUGGAUCAAAUGUGGCAGUGACUAAUGAAAACAGAAUUGAAUACAUAUACCGGAUGGCAGACUACAAACUGAACAAACAAAUAGCAAAACAAAUACAAGCAUUCAAGAAAGGUUUGGCUGAUGUCGUACCCCUGGAGUGGCUACAGAUGUUUGAUUGGAGGGAACUUCAGAUGUUAAUAUCAGGUGCAUCAGUUCCCAUCGACCUAGAGGACUUAAUGGACAAUACUAGAUAUGGAGGUGUAUAUAAUACUGAGCAUCCAACAAUAGUAGCAUUCUGGCAAGUUUUGCGAGAAUUCAACGAAGCACAGAAGCGGCAGUUGCUCAAGUUUGUUACAAGCUGUUCACGUCCUCCACUUCUAGGGUUUAAGGAAUUGCAGCCUGCCUUCUGCAUUCAGCCAUCAGGUUCAGAAGACCGCCUUCCAACUGCAUCCACAUGUAUGAAUCUUCUGAAACUGCCAGAAUACAGGGACCAGCAGACUUUACGAGAGAAGCUACUCUACGCCAUAACGUCUGGAGCAGGAUUCGAAUUGUCCUAGUUAAUACUAUUUAAAAUUAUUCAGUGAGAUGUAUGUGAUGCGUGUUUGUCCUGCGCAUAUGUAUAUUUUUGGACUUAACACCUGCUACUGCUGCUGCUGGUAAAUGGCAUAUAUUAUCAUAUACAAAUAUUUCCAUUUGACUGCAAGACAUAUUUAUUUCAUACAACUAUUUUUAAAAUUGCGACUUAUGUUACCCUAUUUCUUUCCUGUGAGUCCUUGUACUCAAAACAUAUAUUGAUGUGGUAUUUAUUUCAAGAUGUAUUCAUUAUACUAUUGUAAUUAUUGAAAAAGCAGGCCCUUGAUUUUUAUCAUUCAAAUUGAUUUGGUAUUUCAACAUAUUAAAAACUAAACAGUAUGUAUUACUGGAUGAUGUCUUUGGAAAAUUUGAAAGUGGCCUGACUCCAUUGACAGCCAUUCUGUGCCUCCUUUGAUUAUUAUGACAUAUCGCAUCAUAGUUUGUAAAGGACUGGAGUAUAUCAAUGCUUUAUAUUUUCAAAUAAGUUAUUUUGAGGAAUAAACUGAACUAAAGUUCAUAUUUACUACAGAAGAAAAAUAGUUUAUGUCCAGUAUUUAAAUUGUGUUUUAUUGAUAUUAUUAUUAUUUAAAAAAAAAUUAUUAAUUUUUUUAUUGUUUUUAUUUAUUUUUUGUGUUUCUCAUUUUUGGACAUGCUAGUCUAGUUGCACAACCAUCCAGUAUAUUUUUUAUGCUUUCUGCAAGCCUUAUAUAUAUAUAAAUAUAUAUAUAUAUCUAUUACUUUACCAUUUUAAAGAAUAUAUUGUUUAUUUAAUGUACAGGGACAGAUCUUGCUGCUUGAAUAAAUGCAGAGAAGUGGUUUUUUAUACCUUUUCUUUAACUUUGAAGAUAAAAUGUUGGUGACAGCAAGGUUUUCUCUUAUUAAAACAUAUUUUUUAAAGUUAUUAACAUAACUUUCCUCUCAAGAGAUAUUGGUUUAGAUAUACCAAUCAGCUACUGGCAGGAACAACAGUGGCUAGAAAAGGAAAAUCCAGAAAUUAAUGAGAAAAUAAGGAGUAGGGAAUACAUUAUAGCAAUUCAAAGUAUAAUAUUAAUGGUGAAGAACAUGCCUGAGGCCAUUAAAAUAAAUUUCUAUCUGUGAUGAGUGUUGAUUCGAAAGGCCAUCUAUCUUUUGAAAAAAAAAAAAGUACAGAAAACAUGAAAUUUGUUCUGUUCGUUUAUCUGAAUAUCUAGUCAUGAACUUAAGUAUAUACAUUUAUUUUAUCAUUGUCCACUGAAGCAGUUCUUAACCCAAUGGUGCCGGGGAAAAUGAACAAAAAAUGGGGAAAUAUUGUGCCCACUUUCUAUGUUUUUCGUGAAAUGUCUGCCGAUAGAUGGCUCUGCUAGCGCCUGAUUUAAAUGGCGGGAAAAAUGUAUUUUUCACUAGUGCUGUGAAAAUCGAUGGUGUUAUUUUUAUCAUAAACAUUAUAAUUUUUAUAAUUUUUUUUUUAACAUUAGUAACAGCAAAAUAAGAUCACGUAAAAUAUUUUGUAAAUCAAAGAAACGGGUAAACGGGCGAGACGGGCGGUGCUCGUAACUGGCUCAUUGGGGAGUUAGUACAAGUGUUGCCAUCUAUGCGUAAAAACGAUCAAACAAGUACUCACUGUGGGCAUAGCACGUACGUACACGUCAUACCCGGCCCCAAGGGGUUAAAACUAUUCACAAUAUUUUGUUAGGCAGCUUCAGUCUCCUCCAGUCACAAGUUAUUGGACAAAAUUUGGAACCCGCCAUUUCUACUUUAAAUCCAGAACUCGAGGGCUAAAAAUAUAGAUCUGAAAUAUAGUUGGUGUUCACCUUGUAGAACAUAAUUUGUAUGUAUGAGGAUACCCCCAGAGUAAUGUUUAAAUAAUGUACCCUCUAUUUGUUAAAUAAAUUGUUGGAGGCAUUCCACUCAUUUGAAUCAUUCAUUCUCUCAGGUCCAUUUGCCCCCCCCCCCCCCUCCUCCUCCUCCUCCUCACAAAGAAAACACUGUUCAUAGGAAAUAAGUUUUAUUAAGGCAGUAGAAUAAUUGUAAAAUAUAAAAUAUGACAAUUAAUUAUUUACAUUGCAAGGGUAAAACAUUGCUUAAUGCAACAAAACCUGUGGUCAUAUAAUAGGCUCUCCAGUCAUAUCAUAGAAAGCAACUAAAAUUUUUUUUAAAAUGAACAUAAAAACAAAAAAUCACAAGACACAUGGGAGCACUUUGAUACUAUCACAACUCACAAUGACCACAAUCAGAUUGCUAGCUAAUCAUGGCACGCACACGGUCUCUCGCAAUGCAGGCAGAUGAGGAUAACGAAAGGUAUUGAUUUGAAUUAAGCUUCAAUAGUGUGAUGCAGCAAAAUGAUUACACUUGUGUGUCAAUCAACAGGAGUUAAGUAAUAUACAUAUAAAAUGUAUAGUUCAGACUAUAUUUUUCUUUCGUCCCUUGCCUGUUCUGCACCUCACAAUCACAACAUUUGAGCCAUACUUAAGAAGAUUUAAGUUACUACAACAAUUUCUCUGACAUUAUGCUGGAUUUGAAAAUGAAAAUAAAUCAAUUAAUGACUAACAAGAGACUUGUAAGACUGGUAUUAGACUGUACAAUGUUUAUUUUAUGCCUAAACAUCAAACAAUAAUUGUCAAAAUGGGUGAAAAAACUUCACUACAGUUCUUGUGUUCUGUUUGAUGUAAACGUUUUUAAAAGCCAAUAACAGAUUUAAGAAAAUUACACUUGAGUGUGUAGUGUACAGUAAAGUAAUUCAUAAAGAUACCUGCUAGAAUACUGUACCUUCAUCAAAUUAUCAUUACCAUAUAUAUAGAGAAUUAUGAAGUGAGGAUGAAUGUAUAUAAAUCUGCUGCUACUCGAUGCAGGUGAAGGUGUGAAAAAACAUACACAGUAACAUCAAGGAUCAAACAAUGGUACAGUAGCUGCACGCUAUGAGGGUCUCCGAGGGGCAUGAGGUGCGGUGGACUCUGCAAGGAAUACUAAGGGUGGUUUUUGAGGAAGGUACCGAAGCUUAGAAUUUUUCUUCUCGUUCAACUAUUAUCUACAGUCUAUACAAAUGUCAGUUUUAAUUAUUUUUUAUUUCUUUUUUUUUUUUUUUUUAAUUACCUAUAUAUAUUUUUUUAUAGUUUUUAUUUUUAUUUUUUUGAUUUUCAAAAGUGUAUUGUCUCCUGUGAGCACUGUGAAACAAACAUUUGCCACUGGCCUUUUUGUACUGCCUUAUUUAAAGCCUGAAAACUCUCCACUCCUUGUUAUCUAAUGGUUUUCUUCUCUAGAAAUUCAACUUCAUAAAGGGGCUCCAUCUAAAUAUUAAAUUUUUGAACGGAAGCCAAAAUCUAUAAAACUAUGAUAAUCAAUCAAAAAAGAGCCUUAAAAUUCUCUGCUAACUUAAUUUGCAAUAAAUGCAAGAUCACAAAAACUUUACUAACUUAAGAAAGAUCAUGGAAAAAAUAUAUAUAUGCUAAUCCAUUCACACCUUAUCAUGUAAUGAAAAACAACACAAGAGUAUGAAAGAAAACAGGUUUCUAUUCAUCAAUAUCCUCCAAAACAUUUCUCUCUCAGAUGACCACCUCGAAAAUCCACUGUUGUUGUCCCUCACACGGUAUGUUCUCCGAAGCCCAGGAGAAGACGGAAGGAAAGUUUCCACAGCUAAUGCAAAUAUAUAGUUUUUAAUUUUUUUUCUUGCCCCCCAAACAAACAAAAACUGCCUGUCAAAAUCAAAUUACCAAAUAAAGUCACACCACAAGCAAAAUUCAUCACAGAUACACCACAUCAUCAUUAUCAUCAUCCACUUAUCAGGAACCCUCAAAAUCAGCGCAGAAAAUCACAAUCAUAACACGUCAAGACAUAAAAAGACAU
Penaeus indicus is the source of this 7171-nucleotide messenger RNA. Its product is annotated as ubiquitin-protein ligase E3C-like. Bases 121 to 3336 code for a protein of 1071 amino acids. The transcript has 20 exons. Gene Ontology annotation, molecular function: ubiquitin protein ligase activity; protein binding. Gene Ontology annotation, biological process: ubiquitin-dependent protein catabolic process; protein polyubiquitination. Lineage: Eukaryota; Metazoa; Arthropoda; Malacostraca; Decapoda; Penaeidae. The record is from RefSeq and is a predicted model, not a curated record.